Symbiodinium sp. CCMP2592 is the source of this 2397-nucleotide messenger RNA. The record is from the annotation of a GenBank genome assembly. Lineage: Eukaryota; Dinophyceae; Suessiales; Symbiodiniaceae.
AUGGAGGUCAGUGACACCAAGAGUGUGAUUCUCUACCAGUUGCAUGGCACACAGGCUGAGCGAACCAUGGGCAAACUUCGGUUCAAAGACAAAGGUGUCUCCAAACUGCGGGUGGCACCCGACUGCGCUUUUCCGAUUGUUAGGAAGCACCCAUAUCUCGGCAUCAUCCUCAGCUACGGAGCCCUGGAAUCUCACAGCAUUACCCACCGGUACAAUCGGGCGGGGCAGCUUUUCUCCAGGCUUCGACAAGUGCUCAGCGCCAGACACCAUCUCAGUCGCCACACCAGGCGGCGGUUGUGGCUGUCGACGGUCUGGCCAUGCCUGAAAUACGGGAUCACAGCACUGCAGCUUGAAGCUAAAGACAUGGUCAGGAUCCGGGGCAUCGUUGCCCGACACCUUCGCAUUGUCAGUGGACAGCUGUCCAAGGACACACAUGUGACCACGGAUGCCUUCCUCACCGAGUUGGGUUUUGACCCAAUUGCGCUCCUCUCGAAGGAAGCCACCGCCAAUCAGACCCGGUUCAAGGCCCUCGACCGGCUGCUGCACCGACGCCAGCACCUGCCCCGGAUUCAGGUCUGCUUCAGCGCCAUCGCGUACGUGCACAUGGUGCUCAGGUUCAACGUCCAUGUCAGUUCUGUGCACAAGCUUACCGAUGUGCUCCAUGUCGGCACGCUGAGGGUUGCACGGUCAUUUGGCAGUCGGUGUUCUCUAGUCUCGAUCCAGAUUUGCUCACUAGUCCAAGCCAUGACGAUGGACGUGGACCAGAAGUUGACUCACGACCAAGAGGAGGAGAGAGAGUGGGAGAUGUACUCGGCGUACAUGAGCACAGCCAUGACGACGGCACCCUCGACGACACCCAAGCGACCGCUAGACGAGGAAGUCGCCCAGCUUUGGACCCUGUGCCACAUGAUGAUCCGCUUGAUGGUACGGCACGAGGACUCGAUCAAGACCCUCAUGCUGGACACAUCCUUCGUCAUCUGGAUGCGCACAGGCUUGCCGGGCGGAGUCCCGGAGGCCCUGUUUGCGGUGGCGACCAAGUGGAAGGCCGAUCGGGAGACCACUCCUCCCACAUCCCCGCUGCGGCUCACCCUGUGGAUGUGUGUGUGGCGCGAGUUUCUGCAGCGACUGCAACCGGCUCGCAUGACACAGGAGAUCCAAACCAACAUGAAGAAGCUCGGCUUUCUCACAGACGAGGGCAAAUGGAACUUCCUUCGGUGGGACCCGGAUCAGGCCAAGCUGAUCCCGGACACCACUCGCCCACCUUUGACGGCGGCGGCCGCGAUCGAGCUGGUGGAGAGUGUGAUCCGAUUGGCGACGGACUCCCAGCUGCUGACUCGGUUUGCCCCCACCAGGCCUCUGGCAUCGGAACUCAAGGGCCCAUCGAUCACCUUCCUGGCGUCGGUGUCCAAUCGCUCCACACCGAGCGAUCAAAUGCACGCCUCCCUCGCGGAGCUCUGCGGCAGCGCUUGCUGCCAGGUGAUCGGCAUGUCCAUCAAACCCGAACGAUUGACGAGGUCCCCUCUUGCUCAACAGAUCUACAACUCUCCCUCGGUACCAGCUGCUACCCCAGUGGGCACUUCCUUCAGACUUAGCAGCAAGGUCGACGACGCAGUCCAGCUGAGGAUGCGCCUCACCAACGGCUCAAACCUCUGCUAUGCGAACGCCUCACUGGCAGCCUUGCUUUGGUGCAGUCGUGCAUGCACUCAGGCGGUGAUUCCGCGACAUGUGUUCACCGCUUUGGAGGCUUGCAUACUAGGACGGCAACCUUUUAGCCUGUGGAGCCUGCUUGGUUGGCAACAGCUCCUUACCGAUUGGAGGAACCCUCGGGAGCAGCACGAUGCUGCUGAGUUUGUGCAUCAUCUUCAGGCGCGUAUGCAGACUCCUGCGCUUCAAGGAUUGUGGCAAGCCCGCGACUCCCAUGAUCAGGUGCGGGAUUCGGGAGACACCUGUCCACUUCUUUUGACCGCGCCUCUGUUAAGCCACUUAUCUGUCCAGCAGCUUGUCGAUUUGUGGCACUCCCAGGCCCCGGCGCAUGCUCUGCUGCAGACGCCAGAAUGCCUGAUCCUGCAGCUUGCGCGGUUCGAUGUUGACGAUGCUGAUGCCCAGAAGGUUUUUGAGCCUGUUACUCUCGACCCUGUCUUGAAGGUUCCUUACUUUUCGGGCCACUCCACUAGGGUUUCUAAGUACCACUUACGAGCGGCAAUCGUCCACAUUGGCCCCCGAAUGGCAACUGGCCAUUACAGAGCGGCUCUGUUUGAGGAUAUGGCACGUAAGGUUUUCUACACUGACGAUAAUCGUGUUGCUAAACUCGCCAAACCCGCCGAACUUGCUGAGAUAUUUGCGAAUGCUUAUCUUCUCUGCUAUACCAAAGAGCCACGCUUGAUGCCAUCUCCUUAG